UAAUUUUUAUUUAAUAUUAUUGAUAAAAAUAACUUAUGAAACAGAUUGGAUUUAUUAUAUGUAUAUGUUUAGGCACAAUAAGAGACAUUUUUAGAAAUAUAUAAAGUUUAGAGCAUUGAAAAUUAAUAUAGCAAUUUAAUUAUAUCAAUUUUUAAUGUUAAUUUUUAAUAUAGCUACUUUGGCAACAUAACCUAAGAAAAUGGAUGGAAAUGCCAAUCAGUGUCGAGGUUACAAAUCACAACAGAAGGAGGACCAAUAAGAGUGUUCGUCCCUUACAAGCUCUCCAAGCGAUUAUUCAUUGUGUCUAUCUGUGUUCCUUUAUUGUAUAUGUAUCAGUAGUACCAGAAUAUACUUCAGUAUACAUAUAGUAAAUGUAUUGUUGAAACUUGUGUUGACAUUUCUAGUGACAUAACCCUUAAGAUUGAAUCACAUUAUUGUUUUUAUCGUUGAAUCGGAUUUUAUAUUUAUACACAACUUUUUCUUAAGCUAGCAAACUCUAAACUCACAUCUAUUUAUUAAAUGUUCGAUGUGUGUGUAGUGACUGAUAAGGUUAUAGAGUGAAUAUACCAAUCAUUUAUACACUUAUAGACACAAACAAUGCCACAAGCAACCACUAUUGAAACAAUCACUAUUACUAGACCUUUCAAGUGAAUAAACCAAUAUAGAAACAAAGGAGAUAGCUCUACCAACAAAAUGUACUUCGCGUGGCGUUCGAAGCGGGAACUUGAUUAGAAAAAUUAUUGUUUCAUUCGUAUCGAACAAAGGUAUAUAUACGGGAAACGCGAGCUGUGUUUACCCUGGAAGUGUUUGUCAUUUUGGGAGAGUUCCAUGUCUCUGAAUCGUUUCUAAAUGCUUUCUCGACGUCUGUUGAGGGUGAUGUGCGGAGGAGUGUACGAUGUCCCGUAAAUGGUAUUCGUUGAAGAGACCAAAGAAAGUGUGAAGAGUUCGAGACCCUCUUAAUUAGAUAGGUGCAUUUUGGUUUUGUCCGUUGGGACUAAUCUUAACAGUGUACGCUGGAUUUACGAUGAUCAUGUAUACAGUCGCGGAAGAUCACAUGGGCGAUACUGAGAUCGCACAGGUGAUAGCAUUCAUAUGUGGAAUAAUAGUAAUAUUAUUAAUGAUAAUGGGUUUAGCCUCUACCGACUGGUUAAUGGCAUUGGGAUGGAGACAAGGUCUAUUUGCACAUUGCAUUGAAGAAGCAGCACCUACUCCUCUCCCAUUUAAUGUGCCAGAUUCGGCAGGAUGUUUCCAAGCUAGAGACGUUGCUUAUAUAAAAGCAGCUGCUGCCUUAUGUGUCAUAUGUUUAAUAACAGAUAUUGCAGCAACGAUCCUCACUGGUCUUGGUUUGAGGUCACAAGAUAAUCGUGACAAACAUAAAUAUUAUAGAUUUGCAGUCUUCUGCAUGGGAUUUGCAUUGGUAUCACUCUUAAUAGCUUUAGUAAUAUACCCAGUGUGUUUUGCUGCAGAACUUAACUUUGGAAACCGAUCAAUGUGGGAAUUUGGUUGGGCAUACGGAGUUGGUUGGGGUGCAGCUAUAUUUUUGUUUGGUGGAGCAGUGUUGUUAUUAUGCGAUAAGGAAAGCGAAGAAAUUUAUUACAAAGAAAGAAAAAUCGUUCGCGAUGAUGUCGGUGGCGGCGGUUCUAUGAUUGGUAUGGGACAUCAUGGUGGACGAAGUGGGACGCAAUUAGCCUAGUGGCAUUGCUCCCUGCCCGACGUUGUUCUCUAGGUGAUUAAUUUCUUCUUUUUCUGUCCUCACCAUUUGAUACAUUUAUGGAGAAAAACGUACACAUGUAUAAGAGUGAAUGGUUUUUAUAUAUAGUCUACUUGUUACACCAACAUGUAUUGGACAUAAUUAUCACUUUGAUAUAGGAUGUACGAAACAUCUUAUCGACGAAAACAAGGUUCGUAAAUUGACUGAAACUUGAUUAAUUCGUUCGUGGGUUACCAAUUUCCAAUUUCUCAUAGUAACAAUUUUGGGACCAUUGCUCCAUUCAGUUUAUUAUAAAAUUAUGUGUUAUGUAUAUUAUAUAACUACAAAUAUUUUUUAUGUAGUAUGUUUACAUCAUUCCUUUUACAUUUGUUAAUUAACUUUUCAUACCAUUAUUACAAUGGUAGCAUUGAUGUUGCGUUUCUUACCUGUGAAACAUUACAACAAAGCCACAAUUAUUAUUGCUUAUUUUUAAAGUAAAGUGACAAAAGCCAUAAUCAUUAUUGUUUACUUUUAGAGUAAAGUGACAAGCAAUAUUUUUAAUAUGAAUUACUCAAUCUGCUAGCAUUUAUAACUUUUUGUUAGAGUUUAUUACUGUGCCUGCAUCAACAAUAUAUUAUCGUAUUUGGCCGACGUUAAAAAUGAGAUUUGCCGUUCGAAAAUAGCAAACAAUACCGGAGUACUUAAAUAAAGUUUGAUACUUCUUCAUUUAUGAAGAUUUAGGCAAAGAUUCCAGUAACAAAAAGUUAAAAAACGUACGAGUAAUUAAUACGAUCAUAGGCUCAGAUACUGCCUGAUCUUUAGUCAAAGAAUGAGUAUCAUCAAUUAUUAUUUUUAUAUAAAAAUUGCAGCUUUGAUUUAGUUACUAUUUAUUACGUUUAUUUCUUAUAUACUGUAUGUACAUAUACAUUUAUAUGUAUAUAUAUUAGAUGCUAGUAAUUUAUUACUUGCUUGCAUUUAUUUUUCUUACUAUUAUUGAAAGUGAUAUUUGUUUUAAUCAAAUGAUUUAUAUUAUCAAGGCGUUCACUAAUAUUUUUGGUAUAUUAUUAUUAUUUAUAUCUUCAUACAUUUUGCAAUAAAACUUGGCCAAAAAUUGUUUUAAACGAUAUAUUGUGAUUACAUACACGCACACAAACUAUAUAAAUGAAAUAACAAAAAUUUCAAGUGGUCUUCUGUGCUGGAGGAAAGUAGCACCUAUGAAGAAAAUAAUUGCAUGCUUGGGCACAUUAUUGAUUAGUAUCAAUUUUGAUUAGUUAUUGAUUUUAAGGUAUUUUGAGAUGAAUGAUCAAGUAUUAUAUAAUGAUCAAGUUUUUCAUCGCAUAACUAUAAUUUUACGGAUAAAUGAUCAUUAAUUCCUAUAUAUUAUUUCUAAGAUUUUUAUACAGAUUAUUCUAAAGUCUUUCUUUGUUAAUAAAAGUGCAAAUGUGCAAAUCUUUUUCUAUUGUACUCUAGAACAUGUAAAAGCAUGUAAUUUUCAUAUUUCAAGUACAGUUAUUUAAAUUAUAAAUAUUUUUUAUUGCAAAAAGUGUAUGAAAAAAAACAGAACAAUGUAAUUCUGGAACUGAUAUGAUAUUUGAUUUAAUUAUAAAAAAUAUCUUUAGUUAUCUAUCUUAUAUAUCUCUUAUAUAUCUCUAAUUGAGGCAAAGAUGUUUAAUUGUAAAUUUUCGUGUAGAUGGUUUAGUUUCAUAUUAAUAAUAAUAAUAAUAAUAAUAAAAAUGACUAUUUUGUUCUGCCUUAAUUUAAAUGAGUAAAAUCAUUAAACUUAAAUAAAUAAAAUCAUGUAUAUCUAUCCUUUGUCAAUAUGUUAAUGUAAUUAAAUGUUCGAGGUGGUCUGUAUAAAUUGAACAAAUUAUAACGCUGGUAUGAAUUGUUAUAAUAAUUUAUAUAUUUCAAUAUUUUCAUUAUGUUUUAUUUUUAUUUAAUAAAAGGAAAGAUUAGUAUGUGUCAUCGUA
Molecule: messenger RNA, 3660 nt
Organism: Bombus huntii
Lineage: Eukaryota; Metazoa; Arthropoda; Insecta; Hymenoptera; Apidae
Product: transmembrane protein 47
Exons: 7
Coding region: 1025-1693 (222 amino acids)
Biological process (GO): cell-cell adhesion
Cellular component (GO): cell-cell junction; membrane
Source: RefSeq, a predicted model, not a curated record